AAAAUAGUAAUUAUAUGAAGAAUGAAGUUUACGUAUCAGAAUAAUCAUAUAUGAAAAUGUGGGUGUAUACGUUUAUGUGCGUCGUCAAUACCAGACAGUGCUGUACAGGAAUUACAACCUAUACAUGAAUUUAAGACACAGAAGUAGUAUGGGUUAAGAAGCUAACCAGCACUGUGAAAUCAACAGGCUAAGAAGGUGAAAACGGCAGCGACUGAGGCAAAUAUUACAUCGAAAUCGCUGUUGAAAUGGGCUUUGAUUGUUGUUGCAUUUUCAUAAUAAUAUCCUAAUGACUUUUAUAGCGAACUUUGAGCUUAGCUGUGGAACUGAUUUUGAUAUUUAAAUUUUUCUUCAGUUUACUGAAGCAAGAGAUUAACUAUAAGACCACAUUCAAUUUUCGAAGCAUACAAAUAUUCGAAAUGAACGAAACCGUAACUGACAAUCCGUCAACUAUUUUUAAUAUCAUCAACGAGAGCCCUGUGUCUGGAUUCUGUAGAAUAUUAACUCUGUUGAUUGGUGUUGUCGCAAUAGCUGAGAAUUUAGUAACUGUGUUGAUGUUAUGUUUCGUCCGGCAACUCCGAAAAUUACAAAAUGUUCUGAUCGCAAAUCUUGCUGUCGUUGACUUUCUAGUUGGUGUAGCAACAACUUGGUUUGUGACGUCGCACCUAUACCGCAGCUCAUACAAUACAUAUUCUCUGUUAAGCCUCAACUCGACCUCAAAUGCAAUGUUUUCUUUAAUUUGGAUAUUUGCUGUUAGUUUGGAACGCUUCCUAGCUGUAGUGGUCGCUCCUCUUCGCUAUCGGUACAUUGUUAAUAAAUGUCGAUUAUUAAUUUCAUGUAUUUUGAUAUGGCUAUUUUCUAUAUGUUUCAUGACCUGUAUUUUGACAAUGAUCGCUUUUGGAUUAUAUGAUCCAAAAUAUCUACAAAUCGUGUAUUUGGUAUAUUUUUCAAUGACUUGCACUGUCGGUAUAGUGUAUUUAAUAAUCUUUUCGUCUGUAAAAUGUCAGAGUAAACGAUUUCAGACAGGUUGUGUCUUUGGGGCUGCUCGGCAAGCCCGAUUGAGGUCGCUUUUCUUUACGUUUGCUAUAUUAUUUGGUAUACUUUGCUUAUGCUUAUUACCAAAUCAGUUAUUCAUGAUGUAUGUAAUUAAUAACCAAUCACCAAAUAUUGUUUUUAGUCUAGAUAACACAUUUAAAGCUGUAUUUUACGAUAUCAAUCACAUGCUACUGCCACUAAAUUCAGCGUUGAAUCCAUUUGUGUAUUGGUGGCGUAUACCAGAAUUCCGACAAGCAUAUACGGGUGUUUUCAGACGAUGUAGGCCUAAAUUAAAGUGUUGCUCUGUAAGAAAACGUAGUUCUGUCAACCUAGAUACUAUUACAACCAGUUUGUAAAAUGAUAUUUUAUCGACUCUACUGUACAAUCAUUUUCUAGAUUCUAGACUGUAUGUCGAUUGCUUUGUCGAAAUUAAGUCCUUAUAGGAGGUACGCCUUUGUCCUCGCCUUCUGUAAUGUAUCAGUGAGUAAAACAGACAAAACAGAAAUCAUGGUGUUACAUGAAAACGUACAAAGCUGAGAAAAAUCGAAAAAAAAAUUUAUGAUAUUAAUAGGUAAAAAUGCUGAAAUCAUUAACCCAUAUAAAGAUCUAGGUUUCGUUUUCUAGUUAUGCUGAAUAUUGUCAUAGAAUCUUGUUGUUUAAAGUUCAAUAAAAAGCAAUAUUUUUCAUAUUCUGUUAAUACAUGGAAACUUUUUUUAUUUUAAGGUUUUG
Anneissia japonica is the source of this 1761-nucleotide messenger RNA. Its product is annotated as histamine H2 receptor-like. Gene Ontology annotation, cellular component: membrane. Gene Ontology annotation, molecular function: G protein-coupled receptor activity. Bases 417 to 1388 code for a protein of 323 amino acids. NCBI's taxonomy places the organism in Eukaryota, Metazoa, Echinodermata, Crinoidea, Comatulida, Comatulidae. The record is from RefSeq and is a predicted model, not a curated record. Gene Ontology annotation, biological process: G protein-coupled receptor signaling pathway. The transcript is spliced from 2 exons.